AGUAUUAUGACUCAAACGUGUGGAUUGCUCAGCAUAUAGUGUGUCGCUAAGUUCCGUUACCGCACACGGCGGGAUUUACGCUUCGAUCAUCUCAUAGCGUUGGUUAGUAUCGUCACCUUACGCGCCCAGUGGCAGCAGCCGCGGCUCGUGAGCCUCUCAUAUUCCGGCCGUAGUCGAUCUCGGUUGAAUCUUUCGAUUUCUUGUAUUUCUCCAGGUUUGCUUGCACGUAACCGUGUGAGGAGCCGCCUUUACCUCAGCCAUUGUCUUGCCUCGAAACUCCUAAACUCCUCGAAGCUCUGCCCUUGGCCGGUCUAUUUUUCAGGCGCCUCAAGAGCCGCCAUUACCUCGGCCAUUGUCAUUGUCUCGAAAAUCCCAAACUCCUCCAAGCGGUGCCCUUGGUCAGGGACACCUCAAACACAACAAACUCUUCGCGGUCAUUUUCCCGAGCCUAUUAACUCAGCCACUAUUCCGCGACGCCUAUUGACUCAGCCACUAUUCCGCGACGCCUAUUAACUCAGCCACUAUUCCGCGACGCCUAUUAACUCAGCCACCAUUCCGCGACGCCUAUUAACGCAGCCAUGUCGCAGCUGUAUCCGCGGCUCCACGUCUCCCCGGAGGAGCUCGCGGCGCUCCAGAACCACCCGAAGCGCAUCCGGAAUAUCUGCGUGCUGGCGCACGUGGACCACGGAAAGACCACGCUCUCAGACCACUUAAUCGCCAGCAACGGUCUAAUCCACCCGCGGCUCGUCGGGAAGCUUAGGUUCUUAGACUGGCGGGAGGACGAACAGCGGCGCGGGGUUACUAUGAAGAGCUCGUCGAUCGCGCUGCUGUUUAGGAGACACGGGGGAUCUAUGGGCGCGACGGCCGGGGAAGGGGGGAAGCCGCAGGCGCAGGAUGGUUUGGAGGACAAAUAUCUUGUGAAUCUUAUUGACUCUCCUGGACACAUCGACUUCUGCAGUGAGGUGUCGACUGCAGCGCGUGUGUCAGACGGGGCAGUGGUGCUGGUGGAUGCGGUGGAGGGGGUGCACAUACAGACGCACGCCGUGCUCCGACAGGCCUGCCUGGAGAGGCUACAGCCCGUACUCGUUAUAAACAAGAUGGACAGGCUUAUAACCGAGCUGAUGCUCACUCCUGGCGAGGCGUACGAACGGCUUAAGGGCAUAAUUACCGAGGUCAACAACAUCAUCCAUGCAUUCCGCUCUGAGAAGUACAUGUCCCACGUGGACUCCCUCUCCCUGCCAGCUGGCGCCACGUCAGCUGACCAUCCACCUGGCAGCGACGGGGCAGGGAGCGAGGGAGAAAGGGGCGGGGAGGAAGCGAGAGGGGCGGGGGAGGGGGAGGAGGAGGAGGAUGAGGAGGAUGUAUUUUCUCCUGAUAAGGGGAAUGUGGCGUUGGCUAGUGCGGUGGAUGGGUGGGCUUUAAGGGUGAACGACUUUGCAGCCAUGUAUGCGAGAAAGCUGGGGGCGUCUGAAAAUGCUUUGAUGAAGGCCCUGUGGGGAGACUGGUACUACAUUCCCAAGACAAAGAAGAUUCUGAGGAAGAAAGCAGCGCAGGCAGCAGUGGGCGGCGCAUCGUCGUCAGCUGCCGCCCGGCUGCGGCCGAUGUUUGUGCAGUUUGUGCUGGAGCCCGUGUGGCAGAUCUACGAGGCGGCAGCUCAAGGUGGGAAUAACUCGAGUAACAGCAGCCAUGGUGGCGGGGACAGCAGCACCAGCAGCAGUAGCAGCGCUGGUGGUGAUCGUGGUAGCAGCAGCACUUCCAAAUCAAAUCCGGUUCUUGAGAAGAUCAUAUCUUCUUUGGGUCUGUCCGUGCCGCCCAAGGAUCUCCAGCACAAGGAUCCUCGCGCCGUCGCCCAAUCAGUGAUCGCCAGGUGGCUGCCCCUCGCGCCCUGCAUUCUCUCCAUGGUGGUAGAUUGCCUUCCCGACCCUGUUGCCGCCCAGAAAGACAGGCUCGGGUGCUACCUGCCGAACCGGCCCUCCAUACCUGCUGGUUCGGCAGACAAGCCAGGGGCGGAGGAUGGGGAAGGAGGGAAAGGAGAAGCGGAGGGAGGGGAGGAGUGGGUGAUGCGACAGGUGGCAGCAGUUGAUAGGGCGGUGGAGACUUGUGACUCGAGCGAAGACGCCCCGUGUGUGGUCUUUGUGUCGAAGAUGUUUGCUGUGCCGUUUGAGAUGCUUCCAAGGGAAGAACAGAGAGCAGAAGAGGAAGCAGCCGCAGCAGCAGCAGCAGCAGCAGCAGCAGCAGCAGGAGGAGGAGUUGGGGAUGGGUCAGGGGAUGCAACAGGGCUGGAUGACGCUGGGGGGUCGGUUCGGGAUCGGGAUUUUUUCUUUGCGUUUGCUCGGGUUUUCUGCGGGCGGCUACGGGCGGGGCAGCGCGUCUUCGUCCUCUCCCCUCUGUACGACCCCUGCCGCCCGGGCACGUGGGCCAGGCACAGACAAGAGGCGCAAGUGGGCGCACUGUUCAUGAUGAUGGGGCAGGGCCUGCAGCCAAUCAGCAGCGUGCCAGCUGGCAGUUGUGUGGCGAUCAAGGGGCUGGAGGCGUGCAUUUUGAAGAGCGCCACUGUCUCGUCAACGCCCUUCUGCCAGCCAUUUGCGUCCAUGGUGUUCCAGGCUGCCCCUAUUGUCCGUGUGGCCAUAGAGCCGGAGGACCCCCGCCAUCUCCCUCUGUUGACCCGCGGCCUGCGCCUGCUGAACCGUGCCGACCCCUUCGUAGAGGUUGUCCUAGCGCGCUCAGGCGAGCACGUGAUAGGGGCGGCGGGGGAGGUGCAUCUGGAGCGGUGCAUCAAGGACCUGCAGGAGCGCUUUGCGCGGAUCAAGCUCGUCGUGUCCAAGCCCAUCGUUUCCUUCCGAGAGACUGUUGCUCCGAGCCCGUAUGUUCACUUUGGGUCCGCUUCUGCGUUUCCUACAACCGUGCUUACGGUUACCACCACGCCGGGGCCUCCGCCUAGUGUUACGUCAGUGUUUGGUGCCGGUGGUGCUGCUGCUGGUGUUGAUGGGAUGAGCAGUAGUGGGAGCACAGGAUCCUCGCUAACAGCAGCUGCGUUAUCACCAUUAGCUGCUCUGGCAGCAAAUUAUUCAUCCGUGGCGACUGGAGCUGGAGCAGCCAUCCCACUGGGGUUCGGUCUUGGUUACGCGCUUGCGGUUACCACCACAGGGACUGGCACUGGUGGUGCUACUGCUGCUGGUGGUGGUACUGCUGGUGGUUCUGGUGCUAUUGGCCCCCCAGCAGCAGGAGGAGCAGCAGGAGCAGGUUCACACGGGGGAGGUGCUUUCUGGACGGAGCUCUGGGCGGCAAACGGGCGGUGCAGGGUGCGGGUGCACGUUGAGAAGCUUCCUGGAAAGCUGGCAGCCGUGAUGGAGAGAGAGGGGGAGACUUUGAGGGAUGCACUAGUGGAGGAAGGAGGGGGGAUGGGGGGAGGAGGGAGAGGAGGAAGAGGAGGAAGAGGAGGAAGAGGAGGAGAAGAAGAUGGAACGAGAGAGGAAGGAGGAGUGCCAGCACAAGUCGCACAGUCAAUGCAGCAGUCGAGGCAGUCAGCAACUCUUGCAUCGCUCCGCCAGCGGCUCUUGGAAGCGAUAGAUGAGGCGGACAUAGAUGAGGGGAUGGACGCAUCUGGGGGAGGCUCAUCUGCCAGUGCGUCUGCUGGCGCCGCCUCGUCUGCUUCCGGAGCGAAUCAGCCAAUGGGAGCGGAGGCAAAACGGGCGGCAGUGGCGGACUUCCGGGCGGCGUGGCGGAGCAAGCUGGAGAGAAUCUGGUCUUUAGGACCGAGACAUGUGGGGCCAAACCUGCUAUUGGCACCUAUUGCUUGUCAUUCCAGUGGAGAUGGUUCGGGUGAUUCCAGUGCAGGAGCAUCUGGCCAGGGGGUGUCUGGUAGCUUGCCAGCUGGCGGUAUGGUUGUUCAAGGGCUGCCAGAAGCUUCCUGGAAGCUGGGGCUUGUGAGGAGGUUUGAGAUGGAGGGUGCUGCGAAGGAAGCAGGGGGAGAGGCAGGAGUGCCAAGCGCUGCUGAUUCCGGUGCUGCAGACGGGAAGGAACGAGGGGAUCGGGAGGAAGCUGUUGAUUCGAAUGAAGCACAGCACAGCACAGCACAGGCUCCAGCAGAUGGCAAUGCGGCUGGUGCUGAUGCUAAUGGUGCUGCUGCUGCUGCUGCUGCUGCUGCUGCUGCUGCUGCUGCUGCUGCUGCUGCUGCUGCUGCUGGUACUGGUAGUUCUUUCAGUGGUGGGGACUCUGAACGAGGAGAGGAUGACGUGGCACUGCGGCACGAGGCCGAGGGAUUGGCCGGGUCGGUAGUGAGUGGCUUCCAGCUCGCCACGUCAGCAGGGCCUCUGUGUGAGGAGCCCCUGUGGGGCCUGGCGUUCACUGUAGAGGUCGUGAUUGUAAGGGGCGCUGGGCGGGCAGGGGCGUUCAGCAGCACAACCACCAGCACCAAUACCACCACCAGCAGCACCAGCGGCGGCAGCGAGCAGCAGGCUAGUAGUGAACUGCCACAUGCUCCUGUCGCUUCUACUACACCGCCUGCCCCUUCCGCUCCCACGCCCACCGUUCCCACAUCGAGCGUGCCCAUAUCGAGCGUGCCCAUAUCGAGCGUGCCCAUAUCGAGCGUGCCCAUAUCGAGCGUGCCCAUAUCGAGCGUGCCCAUAUCGGGCCAAGUCAUGAGCGCAGUGAAGGACGCGUGCAGAGCCGCAGUGGCCGCCAACUCCCCGCGGGUGGUGGAGGCGAUGUUCCUGUGCGAGGUCACCACCACCACCGAAGCCCUGGGCGCCGUGUAUGCGGUGCUGGGGAGGAGGCGGGCGGCCGUGGUGCGGGAGGAGAUGAAUGAAGGAUCAGGGAUGUUCACUGUGCAUGCCCAUUUACCUAUGGCGGAAUCAUUCGGAUUUGCAGAAGAAUUGAGAGGGAGGACGUCCGGUGCUGCCAGCCCUCAGCUGGCAAUGAGCCAUUGGUCGAUGGUGCCAGACGACCCGUUCUUCGUGCCGCGGACAGAGGAGGAGAGGGAGGAGUACGGCGACCAGGGGGUGGGGCUGGGCGUGAACGUGGCUCGCAGGCUGGUGGAUGGAGUGAGGAGGAGGAAGGGGCUGCCUGUGGAGGAGAAGGUGGUGGAGAAGGCUACGAAGCAGAGAACCCUGGCUAGGAAAGUGUAGUUUUCUGGCUCACACCAACCACGCAGCAGAAAAAGGAGUGCGGGGACUCGCGGGUGGGGCUUGGUGUGAACGUGGCGCGUAAGCUGGUGGAUGGAGUGAGGAGGAGGAAGGGGCUGCCUGUGGAGGAGAAGGUGGUGGAGAAAACCAAGCAGCAAACGCUGGCUAAGAAAGUGUGAUUUGUCGAUCACACAGCAGAGAGGGAGUAUGGGGGCUCUGGGGUGGGCCUGGGGGGGUGACUGUGCCUUCCAAGGUGACUGCCUAUGUGAGGAGGAGGAGGGAAGGGCUGCCUGUGGAGGAGAAGGUGGUGGGGAAGGCUACGGAGCAGCGGACUUAAGCUAGAAAAGUGUAGUUCUUCAACAAGACCCCUGUGGGUCUGUGUGGGCCUCGCAGGCUUGUGGAUGGAGUGAGGAGGAAGAAAGGGCUGCCUGUGGAAGUGAAGGUGGUGGAGAAAGCUACAAAGCAGAGGACCCUUGCUAAAAAGGUGUGAUCUCUUGAGAGGGAGGAGUAUUGGGACUCGGGGUGGGUCUGGGGGUGAACGUGGCUCACAGGCUGGUGGAUGGAGUGAGGAGGAGGAAUGGGCUGCCUGUGGAAGAGAACGUGGCUGAAAAGGCAACAAUACAGCGAACCCUGGCUAGGAAAGUGUGAUUUGUCGAUCACGCAGCCGAGGGAGGAGUAUGGGGACUCGGGGGUGGGCCCGGGGGUGCAUGUGGCUAGCAAGUGCAAGUUGGUUGCCAAUGUGAGGAGGAGGAGGAAGGGGCUACCUGUGGAAGAGGUGGUGGAGAGGAGAAGGCAAUGAAGCAGCGCACCCUGGCUAGGAAAGUGUGGCGGGUGGGAGCCAAUACGCGGUGCACUGGUGCCCCCAGGGCCUUGCCGUGGUGGCUGGCGUUCAUUGUGGAGGAAAGCGCCGCCUGCAGAAGUAACAGCAGUGGGGAGGGUUGCUGUGCUGCGAUGCAUCGGACCCUGACUCGCUUGAGGACUGCAUCCACAGAAACUGGCUCAGCGUGUUGUUCUGGGCUCGUUUGGACGUACGAGUUGUGAGGGAGAGUGCGGAAUAUGCAAGUCACAAGAUGUGACGGCACGUUGGCUUGCUGACAGAGUGAGAAGGGGAGGGAGGGACUUCCUGUUAGGAUAAAAGUGUUGGAAAGCUAGCAGUCAGACACUGAAUCCUGGGGUGGGGGGAUAAUUGGUUUCUUAUGUGUUGCCCAAACCUUUUUCAGGAAAAAUUAUGUCAGA
This is a messenger RNA of Closterium sp. NIES-67, 6359 nucleotides long. The record is from the annotation of a GenBank genome assembly. NCBI's taxonomy places the organism in Eukaryota, Viridiplantae, Streptophyta, Zygnematophyceae, Desmidiales, Closteriaceae.